AUGUUGAAUCUGAUGAACAAUUGGGUAAUGAGUCAGAUGAAAAAUCGGAUAAUGAGUCAGACGAAAAAUCGGGUGAUGUGUCAGAUGAACAAUCGGGCAGUGAGUUUGAAAAACAAUUAAAACUUUAUAAAGUUUUUCAAACGGUUGAAGAAGCGCAUAUUGCAGUUGUAUCUUUUGCCCAUUCAAAUAGAUUUGGAAUUCGUAAAAAACAUGUUGAAAAGGAUGCGAAUGGCCAGGAAAUUUCAAAAUCCAUUUUAUGCCAUCAUGCUGGAAAACCAUCCACUACAAAUACAUCAUAUAACACAAAUGAAUCUGGUUCAUGUCGUACUGGCUGUAAUUGGAAGGUUAACAUUUACUAG
This is a messenger RNA of Racocetra fulgida, 359 nucleotides long. Lineage: Eukaryota; Fungi; Glomeromycota; Glomeromycetes; Diversisporales; Gigasporaceae. The record is from the annotation of a GenBank genome assembly.